AUGAAGCAGUGGGGGGACUUGCAGCGGCGGAAAGGGCAACCGUACGAAGACACGCGUGCAUUCAUCGACAACUUCCUGAAUCGCUUGUUUCUCUCCCGCAUCGGCAUGGAGACGCUUACCUCCCAGUAUCUGGCACUUGCCCGGGCUCCAGAUGGCAUUGUUGAUGUACAUUGCGACCCCUGCCAAGUUUGCGCCAGUGCCGCCAAACAGGUUACCGGAGUGGCCGGUGACUACUUGAGGAGAGUUCCUAGAAUUGAGAUCUCAUUCCACGGCGACGAGCGUGCUCGCACGCUGCCACUAAUCCCGCAAUACCUGUUGUACAUCGUCGCGGAGCUUCUGAAGAACAGUCUUCGCGCGGUGGGUGAGCUAUAUGAAGCCAACCCCAAUGGCAAGAAUGAACCGGACCCGGUUCAGAUCCGAGUAGCCAGCGACGAGUCGCAGGUUGCUUUGCUGGUGACUGACCGAGGAGGUGGCAUUCCUUUCCAGAGGCAGCCGCGCGUGUGGAGCUACAUGUACUCUACUGCGAGGGGCAACGAGGUGUGCGACGACAGUGGCAGGAUCCUUCAAGAGGGCUCAGCCCCGACCUCCUUCUCAGGAUAUGGAGUCGGGUUGCCCUUAUCCCGCCUCUACGCCGAGUACCUGGGGGGCUCGCUGCACUUGAUGUCGAUGCCCAACUUUGGAACGCAUGCCUACCUCUUCCUGCAGCAGAGCUCUGACCGAGCUGAAGCGCUUCCCACAUACGUGAACUGGCUUCGGAAAAGACGGUUGCGGGAGGAUAUCCUCAAGUAUGAGUCACAAGAAAAGCUUUCAGCAGAGCCUUGGAUGGCGCUUAGUUCUGGCACUGGAUUCCUUGCAUGA
Molecule: messenger RNA, 858 nt
Organism: Symbiodinium pilosum
Lineage: Eukaryota; Dinophyceae; Suessiales; Symbiodiniaceae
Source: the annotation of a GenBank genome assembly